AUGCUUAGAAGCCACUUAUCAAUAUCAAGCUUUCAUGACCAGCCAGCCAUGCCUUGCCAACAAAACCACCAUGUUAUGCCUUGCACCAAAAUAGAUCUAAACAAGUACAACAAGGCCGCAAUUUUAAGCUUCUCUAGCCUGCAAAACAGUCACACGCAAUCUUCACCAAACUUACAAUUUCCAAACCUGAUAACAAACAAGCCCUGCAUCAAUUAUCCAAAACUACAGUCUUGCAUCAAUAAAGAGAGCAAAAAAUUAAUUCAGAAACCGUAUCAAAACAACAUCAUUUCAAUAACUCAAACCAUAGCAUUAGCAAGCCAAGUUUUCAUCCAAAGAAGCAAGUUGCGGUUACUUCAGUUCAAUAGCAUUGGCUUCAACCACUUGAGAGAAUCGAACGGCGAAGGUGAUGAUUCAUGGUAUCCUUAUGAAUUUUGUACGGCGGUGGAAAUCUUAGAUAAGAGGAAAGAGGUUGUGCCGCUGAUUUCUCAAAAGAAGAAGAGAGGGUGA
Vicia faba (fava bean) is the source of this 507-nucleotide messenger RNA. Lineage: Eukaryota; Viridiplantae; Streptophyta; Magnoliopsida; Fabales; Fabaceae. The record is from the annotation of a GenBank genome assembly.